GGCUCACCUUUGGAAGCUUGUAGCCGCUCUAGCCUCAGGUCCCAGCCCUCUUCCCGCCCCUCCCCUCCCCUAAACUCCCUUCUCCUUGGUGCUGCCAAACAUCUGGAUCACUCUGGGCACCAGGAGGGGUUGAAUUUCUACCAGUAACGCGCCUUUUUAAUUUUUUUUCUCGACCUCCUGCUCACAUCUGUAAAACCCACUGGUUUUUCUACCACACUUUUGAUAAGAACAAGACGUUUUCUAGGAAGAUGGUGGCAGAAAAAGAGACCCUGACCUUAAACAAAUGCCCAGACAAGAUGCCGAAGAGGACCAAGCUGCUGCCACAACAGCCGCUCCCGGUGCACCAGCCUCAUUCCCUGGUUUCUGAGGGCUUCACAGUCAAAGCCAUGAUGAAAAACUCAGUCGUACGGGGCCCUCCAGCUGCAGGGGCAUUUAAAGAAAGGCCAACCAAGCCUACCGCAUUCCGAAAAUUUUAUGAGCGAGGAGACUUCCCAAUUGCCCUUGAGCAUGACUCGAAAGGAAACAAAAUUGCCUGGAAGGUGGAGAUUGAAAAGCUGGAUUACCACCACUACCUGCCUCUGUUUUUUGACGGGCUCUGCGAGAUGACAUUUCCCUAUGAGUUUUUUGCUCGGCAAGGAAUCCAUGACAUGCUGGAACACGGGGGCAGCAAGAUCCUACCUGUCAUCCCACAGCUCAUCAUCCCGAUAAAAAAUGCCUUGAACCUCCGGAACAGACAGGUCAUUUGUGUCACGCUCAAAGUCCUCCAGCAUCUGGUUGUGUCGGCUGAGAUGGUGGGCGAAGCCUUGGUGCCCUACUACCGUCAGAUUCUGCCAAUCCUGAACAUCUUUAAGAACAUGAAUGUGAACUCCGGGGAUGGCAUCGACUACAGCCAACAGAAGAGAGAGAACAUCGGUGACCUGAUCCAGGAGACCUUGGAAGCCUUCGAGCGCUACGGAGGGGAGGACGCCUUCAUCAACAUCAAGUACAUGGUACCCACCUACGAGUCGUGCUUGCUGAACUGACAGGGCAGCCUCCUCCCUCUGCGCCACAAUCAUGUCCCCCGCUGCCCCAGCAUCUCAUUACUUGUGACUUCUACAGCUCUCUCUGUCUACAGCUGCAAAUGUAGUGGCUCCUGGGCCACCAGACUGUUAGCCCUAUUGAGAGCAAGGCUUUCCGAAUACAUAAAUAGUGCCUGUUUCUUAGAUU
This is a messenger RNA of Acomys russatus (golden spiny mouse), 1206 nucleotides long. RefSeq names its product parkin coregulated (gene Pacrg). The record is from RefSeq and is a predicted model, not a curated record. The coding region runs from base 249 to 1022 and encodes 257 amino acids. The transcript has 5 exons. Gene Ontology annotation, cellular component: cytosol; neuron projection; vesicle. NCBI's taxonomy places the organism in Eukaryota, Metazoa, Chordata, Mammalia, Rodentia, Muridae. Gene Ontology annotation, molecular function: Hsp90 protein binding; Hsp70 protein binding.